CGCGGUAUUGAGCCCAGCACGCUGACGCUUCCUGCAUCAUCUUCGCGUACUGAGCUUGAUCUCGAGAAACAGUAAUACCAGGAUCGCGUAUGAUCUUGUCAAGUACCUUAUCUCAAUAUAUCCCUUGCGUCAGACCAGACUUGCGCAGUUCUCAGAGGUUGAAGAAGGCGUAUAGCUGCUGCAAAGUGUCUGGGCCCUGGAAAGUACUUUGAUUAACUUAGAAGCUUGUACCCGUUUACGACAUAGAGGACCUCGCGCUGAGUGAUCGAAGCGAGGUGGUGAGAGCCAUUGGCACGCCGCUGCAAGCUUCUCCGGAGGUUCUCUCGUUUGCGGGCGAAUAGCUCCGCUCUUCCUGCUUGCUAUGCCAGGACUUAUCGCCGAGCAGUACGAUGAUCUGACUGGAGCGGUGCAGCAGAUAAUCCUGUCAUCCUCGGAGUCAGACUACCUGGAUCAGCUCAUACCGCUUCUCAAACAUGCCGAGACGCAAACACAAGUAACGCCUCUAAUUCAUGCACUCAACCAUGUCUCUGCCGAUCGGGAAUCUCAGAUUGAGUCAAUAUGUAACUCCAAUCACCAAGAGUUCAUCACCAGUGUCAAUCAGCUGCAGUCGGUGCGGGAGGAAACUGUCACGUUGACUUCUGAGAUCAUGGAGCUCAGCAGAAGCAUCGAGGCCAGUACAGAGAAGCUAGCAGAGCAGAAAAAGGCACUCGUCGACUCUCGCAGCGUGCGUCAGAAUAUUGACGAUGCAACGCAAGCACUGAAAGACUGCCUCGAAGUGCUCCGUCUAGCUAACCAGGUCCAUGACUUGCUCGGGAAGAAGAAUCAUUACGCUGCACUUCGUGCGCUUGACGAAUUGCAAAAUGUGCACCUUCGUGAAGUCACCAGGUACAAGAUUGCCGAAAUGAUUGAGCGUUCUGUGCCCGCAACGCAGCGUAUGAUCGCAGAAGCCGUCACCCAGGACCUACACACCUGGCUCUACCGUAUUCGGGAGACUUCUCAGUUCUUGGGCGAGGUAGCUUUUUACCAUACCGAGAUGAGACGAGCUCGUCAGAAAGAACGCGGAGAUAGGGAUGCCUACAUGGGAUCCUUCGGGUUGAAUUCUGCAGUCGAGCUAGUCGCUGACGAGGAUCAGGAGUUCGAUGUUCUCAAUAAUGAGGAAGUACAAGUUGACUUCUCGCCUCUAUUCGAGUGCUUGCAUAUACAUGAUGCUCUGGGCGAGACCGAGAAGUUUCGUGCGGAUUAUGCUGCGACCCGACGAAGGCAGAAGGAUCUGCUCAUUCCACAGACCAUCAACCUGCUCGAGGACGACAACAGUAGUCUGAGCGGUCUGCUUGAGGGGAUUGCCGGAUUUGCCAUCGUUGAGAAAGCUACCAUGCGAAAGAGCGAGAACUUUCGAUCUCAAAGUGAUAUUGACGAGCUUUGGGAGAGCAUGUGCCAAUCAUCGGUGUCGCUUAUCAGCACCGCACUGCAUCAUAUUGACAACGACGAGAGGCUUUUGAAGGUGAAGGGUGUCAUUGCGCUCUUCAUCCAGACCAUGGACAGCUGGGGGUAUUCUGUUGCCAGCCUAGACGGAUUACUCCUGACUUUGUUUGACAAGUACAGCUCGCUGCUGAAGAGACGAUUCAGCGAUGACUUUCAAGAGAUUGUGAGCACUGAUGAUUACAUGCCGAUGCCGAUCAAUAACGCCGACGAGUACACCAAAGUCAUCUCAGUAUCCUGGUACACGCCGCCAGCAGGCCAGGAGAAUGCCGAGGAGAUAACAUAUCCAUGUGUGCUUCCGUUCAGUCAGAUGUAUCCUCUCGUCUGCAUUGAUAUCCGCAACUUUCUCAACCAAAUCUACCUGUUCUCGGAUGACCAUUUUCGCCAUACUACGGUCAUAGACAAGACGUUAAAGGAGAGCCUGGAUGAGUUGUUGGUCGACAAGGUGUGUCGUAGCCUGGUAGAUCGAUUGUCCUCUCAGUAUCCAGGCCAGAUUGUCCAGAUCUUGACCAACCUAGAUCACUUCGAACAGGCAUGCACUGAUCUGGAAGGCCUCCUGGUCGAAGCACGAUCGAGCAGUAGUGCUGCCGGACCUAUCAAACUCAACGCGACAAACCAGUUCAAUUCUGCCAAGAAAAAAGCCGAGAAGCGCAUAUUCGAGCUCGUGAACAGCAAAAUUGAUGACUUGAUCGACACUGCAGAGUACGAGUGGACGAGCACUUAUACACCAGAUACCGCCAGCCCCUACAUCCAGGAGCUGACUAGAUAUCUGUCGAACAUCAUGAGUUCCGUUCUCCUCGGCUUGCCAGAACAGAUCAAAGAGCUCAUUUACUUCGAGGCCUUAAACCACAUCAGCCAGGCACUCCUUCAGUUACCUCUGGACCAGAACGUGCGACAUAUCUCUCCUCAGGCUGCGACUGCAUUCAAGCUCGACAUCGACGAUCUCGUUGAAUUUGUCGAAGCCCUCCCCGAGGCGCCUGUGCUACUGGAAAGUCUUAUUUCAUUGCGGCAAACUACUGAUCUGAUGAUGCUCGCCGCUGAAGGCAAAGGCGAAGAGUUCUUCGAUUCUUCCAAGAGUCAGACGCGAUUCGACAAGGUGGACAAGAUCAAAGGAGCAGAACUACUGGAGAAAGUGUAUAAUGAGCCCUCUGGAGGUGCUGCGAAGGAGAAGAGGAUGUCCCUCAUGCCGGACUUUCAGGAAUUGAGAGGGAAGCCGAGCAUGCCACAUUUUGGUAUUAGGGACAGGUUUGAUCAGUUCACGAAGAGGGAUCGAUCUUAGGGAGGUUGAUGAUCAUCGAAGUGUGAAGACGACCCGCGUUCGCAUUCAUGUACUAACGGUAGAUGGCUUUUGCGAUAGUUGAGCAUGGAUCGCUGUUUCCCUUCCCCAACUCCAACUCAACGUUCACAGCCUUCCGCUAGCUUGCUCCAAGCAGGAGAGACUAACAAGAAGAUGCUCGGUAGACCUUACAGUACUGUGACUCAAAUCCUCUUAGAAGCCCAUGCCCUCUUCCCUUUGACAUGGGACACAAUGGAAUCAAGAAAAUACCACCGCCUUCCGAUCCAACGGCCUCCCAUCCGGUCCUAUUCCCGCGGCUGCAAAUUGUCUCUCGGUGUAUAAUCUUCUCGCCUCAUCAAAAGUGACACCCUGUCUUCUCAUGAUUCCGUAAAUUUCCGCUUUCUGCUGUCCCGACAGGCCAGAUCUACUAUCUUCUCCUUCGAUGUUUUCUGCAAUAUCGAAGUUUGAAGAGUGGAAGCCUUGUUCUGCUUCAUUUUGGAAGGAGGAGGGCAACGCGGAGUAGCGCCAGCGAUCGAUGUAGGCCAUUAUGCGAUCGUAGAUGUUGUACGCCCAGUCGGGAAUUUCGCCUGGAGCGGUCAGGUACGGGAUGGGAGGCGCGUAUGGUUUCCAAACAUUGCGCGUUGCGUAAAGGGCAGUCGCGACUACGAGGAAUAAGAAGACAAAGGUGUAGAAGAGGUAGGCCAUUUUGGGCGCAGAUGUGCUCGAUGUGGUAGAUGAUUGUGGCUCUGAGUCGGUAAUCAGUACAGAAGUGAAGUAGAAGAGGUUCUGGGGCUCCCUGCCCUCAAAACUGUCGCCGGCGCAUGCGACGGUUUGAAC
Molecule: messenger RNA, 3592 nt
Organism: Sphaerulina musiva SO2202
Lineage: Eukaryota; Fungi; Ascomycota; Dothideomycetes; Mycosphaerellales; Mycosphaerellaceae
Product: exocyst complex component Sec15
Exons: 5
Coding region: 362-2758 (798 amino acids)
Biological process (GO): intracellular protein transport; Golgi to plasma membrane transport; exocytosis
Cellular component (GO): membrane; exocyst
Source: RefSeq, a predicted model, not a curated record